This is a messenger RNA of Eucalyptus grandis, 1795 nucleotides long. Its product is annotated as lysine histidine transporter-like 8. Gene Ontology annotation, cellular component: plasma membrane. The transcript is spliced from 4 exons. NCBI's taxonomy places the organism in Eukaryota, Viridiplantae, Streptophyta, Magnoliopsida, Myrtales, Myrtaceae. The record is from RefSeq and is a predicted model, not a curated record. Bases 239 to 1714 code for a protein of 491 amino acids.
CAGCUUAGCAUCGCCAUUGCAGUCGCGACAACCUGCGUCGGUCGUGACAUCCUCCUCCGCUUGCGGUUGCACCGUGCGCAUCGCCAUCUCCUGGUAUAUGUGUAUCUCAUCUGCUCCUGACGAUGCAUUGCAUCAUAGUCACAUCUCGCCACUAACCUUCUCCCACCAACCAACACCAUCUCCUUCUCGCUCCUUAUAACUGAAGUCCGGGAUCUCGGGUCGGAGAUAUCGAAUCCAUAUGGGGGAAGUGGCAGCAGAAAUUGCUGACUGGACGCCCGGCGACAUUGCCGUCUUGACCAAGCCCACCCAUAUGGCCAUCGCCAUCACGACCAGCUUCAUCGCCGACAAGUCCACCGGUGAGGUGGUGGCCAUGGCUCACGAGGCGAACCCCCGGGACGAUUGGCUGCCGAUCACAGAGUCAAGGGAUGGCAGCACCGUGUCCGCAGUGUUCCACCUCCUGUGCUCCGGGUUGGGGAUUCAGGCGCUGAUGCUUCCCGUUGCCUUCGCUUCUCUUGGUUGGGUUUGGGGAAUCAUAACUCUAUCCAUAGGGUUUCUAUGGCAACUUUAUAACAUAUGGGCUCUCGUAGAGCUCCAUGAAUCCGUUUCUGGAACCCGCUAUAGCAGAUUCCUCCACCUCUCCAUUGCUGCAUUCGGACACAGGUUGGGAAAAUUGCUUGCUCUAUUCCCCGUGAUGUACUUGUCGGGGGGCACGUGCGUGAUGUUGAUCAUCAACGGAGGCAGGGCCAUGGAGGAUCUCUUCAAGACCAUGUGCAGCGGAGAUGGCGCCGCUUGUGGCAUCAAGCCACUGGACGGCGUGGAGUGGUUCUUGUUGUUCACGUGCAUAGCCAUCGUCAUAGCUCAACUACCAAAUUUAAAUGCGAUAGCUAUAGUCUCACUGUUUGGAGCAAUUGCGGCCGUCGGGUACGGCGCCCUGAUUUGGAUCCUAUCCGUCGCCAAAGGUAGGCCCGAGGGCGUGUCUUACGAACCGUUGAUUGAGGCGAAGUCGGAGGAGGCAAGAAUCGGCAGCGUGCUGAAUGCCAUCGGGAUCAUCGCACUAUCCUUUAGAGGUCACAACCUCGUGCUUGAGAUUCAGGGAACAUUGCCUUCAACCCCGAAAUGCUCAUCCAAAGAGUCCAUGUGGAGAGCUGUGAUCAUCGCCUACUCACUCAUCGCUCUCUGCUUAUACUCCUUAGCCGUUGGUGGGUUUUGGGCCUAUGGAAGCAAAAUCCCAAACGGAGGACUGUACGUCGCUUUCCAUCAAUUUCAUGGCCAUGACACACCAAAGCUCGUGAUGGGCCUAACCUACCUCCUCAUUGUGGCCAGUUGCCUCAGUGCAUUCCAGAUCUAUGCCAUGCCGGUCUUCGACACCCUAGAGCUCCGAUACACCGUCAUCAAGGAUUGCCGCUGCCGCUGCUCGUGGCGGGCCCGCACAUCCCUUAGGGUCUUCUUCGGCUGCCUUGCCUUCUUCUUGGCGGUGGCGCUUCCCUUCCUAGGGAGCCUGGCCCCACUGAUUGGGGGGAUGACUUCCACCCUGACGUUUGUGCUACCAUGCUUCAUGUGGCUGAUGAUCAAGAGGCCUCAUCGCAAGAGCGGCAAGUGGUGGCUCAACGUUGGGCUGGGGUGGCUCGGGGUGGUGUUGUGGGUGAUGAUGGUGACCGCAGCAAUCUGGGUAUUAGUCGAUAGAGGGAUUAAUGCUAACUUCUUCGAUCCUUGAGAGUGACUUGGAAAAAUAUAUAACAAAUCAUGUCUCGAAAGAAGAAUUCCAGCUGAGAAAGAAAUGGCCUUGUCAAAAGAA